This is a messenger RNA of Purpureocillium lilacinum, 465 nucleotides long. RefSeq lists its product as uncharacterized. NCBI's taxonomy places the organism in Eukaryota, Fungi, Ascomycota, Sordariomycetes, Hypocreales, Ophiocordycipitaceae. The record is from RefSeq and is a predicted model, not a curated record.
AUGUACAAGUCGAUCGACCGCCCGGCUUUCUCGGCCGCUCAGACCAACCUGUUCCCAAUCUACUUCAGCAUCCAGACUGUCAUCCCCGUCAUCCUCGCCCUGACCUUUCCCGGCAACACCCUGACCGGCGUGCCAUCGGGGGUCUCGGGUCUCUUAGACAACUCAAGCAGGUGGGACUCGCUGCUGCCCAUCGCAGCCAUGUUCGUGACGGGUCUCGCCAACCUGGCUGUCAUUGGGCCCGCCACCACCAAGACCAUGAAGGAGCGCCGCGGACAAGUAAAGCGAGACGGAAAGGAGUGGUAUGCCGAGGGCCCGCACUCGGACGAGAUGCAGGCCCUGAACAAGAGGUUCGGCAUGCUGCACGGAAUCUCAUCGCUCAUCAACCUGACCACGUUUGUGUCGGCUGUCACAUACGGCUUCACCCUGGGCGCUCGUAUUCAGUCUAUUGCCGACAGAGUAGCUUGA